AUGGGAGGAGUAACGUACCAGCGGCUGCUCUCGUCGGGGAGCCAGCGACCGUCCCACGGCGGCGGCGGCGUGCGGGCGCGGGCGCGAGCGUGGGUGCUGCUGCGGUGGGCGGCGGUGCGGCUGGGCUGCGUGGCGCGGCGGCGGUACUGGUGCGGCGGCGCCCGCGCGCGGAGGCUGGCGUGGGCGGGGCUCUGCGGGAGGGCCUCGGCCGCCGCACCGGAGAGGAGGGGAAGGAGGAGCUCGGCGGCGGCGGCGGCCGGGGCCGGGGUGGUGGUGGGGUACGACUCCGCGAGCUACGCGCGCAACUUCGACGACGGGGCGUGGAAGGCCGAGGAGGGCGUGUCCUGGGCCGGCCCCGGCGGUGCGUUCCCGCCCCGCGCCAGCGACGGCGACGCUGCCGCCGCCGCCGGUGAUUCACUUCCGAGCUCUACUUGCUAA
Molecule: messenger RNA, 438 nt
Organism: Panicum virgatum (switchgrass)
Lineage: Eukaryota; Viridiplantae; Streptophyta; Magnoliopsida; Poales; Poaceae
Exons: 1
Coding region: 1-438 (145 amino acids)
Source: RefSeq, a predicted model, not a curated record